This is a messenger RNA of Aplosporella prunicola CBS 121167, 651 nucleotides long. RefSeq lists its product as uncharacterized. Gene Ontology annotation, biological process: thiamine diphosphate metabolic process; dephosphorylation; thiamine metabolic process. Gene Ontology annotation, molecular function: magnesium ion binding; thiamine triphosphate phosphatase activity. NCBI's taxonomy places the organism in Eukaryota, Fungi, Ascomycota, Dothideomycetes, Botryosphaeriales, Aplosporellaceae. The record is from RefSeq and is a predicted model, not a curated record. Bases 1 to 651 code for a protein of 216 amino acids. The transcript has a single exon.
AUGAAAGCGACAACGCGGCUGCUGAGCAGCGUCGCACAACGCUGCACGCUCGAAGUCGAACGCAAGUUCCGCGGCCUCGCCGUGCCCGCGCUAAGUGCCACGGCGGCGAGCCCACCGUUCGCAAGCCUCGAAUACCUCGGCAAGAAGACAAUCCGCGACACGUACUACGACCGGGGAAACCAGCUCUCGGCGCGCGGCGUCUGGCUCCGCCUCCGCGACGGACAGUGGCAGGCCAAGAUCAGCCGCGGCGGAACCUACAACAACUCUCGCUUCGAAGAGGUGACUGAUCCGGAGGAGAUAGGCCGCCGCAUCAAAAACGUCACCGCUCUCGACCAUGACCACCGAAACAACUUUGGCCUGGAGGAGAUGGCCGUGCUGACCACUCUCCGCGAGACGUGGCUCGCUGAUGGAGACUACAAGAUCGUGUCUGAUACGAUGGACUUUGGGCACGUGGUGGGCGAGGUGGAGCUGGAGCGGACGCAGACGUUUGAGGGCGAGAGCGACGCCCAAGUGCAGCUGCUCAAGGACGCGGCAAUGAAGGAGAUGGACGCCGAGAUCGUCGGCUUCAUGGAGCGCUACGCCUGGGCGUUUCUUCCUGGCACGCCGACGGGGAAGCUGACGGCGUACUUUGAGCGGGGCCUCCGGCCCUGA